AUGUCAGGGUUCCAUUACCGCCCCGAGGUAUUGGAGGAUAUGCCAGAGCCGCUCGUGAAAGACCUCAAGAAAUAUGACGACAUGUUCACUCUGGACCGGGAAAGACUGAGGAAAAUCACAGAUCAUUUCGUCCAAGAGCUGGAAAAAGGCCUUUCGAAGGAGGGCGGCAGCAUUCCGAUGGACAUCACCUGGGUCAUGAAGUAUCCCAGCGGGCACGAGAAAGGAAGAUUCCUGACUGUCGACAUGGGCGGAACCAACUUGCGGGUGUGCGAAGUUGAGCUCUCUACAGGGAAACGGGAUUUCGAGCAGACCCAGCGGAAAUCCAAACUCCCCGAGGCAGUGAAGAGAGGGACGGCCGAGCAGCUGUGGGAUUUUAUUGCGGAGAAGGUCGAAUCGUUUCUCCAGGAAGGGCACCGCAAUUGGGAAGAAGGCUCCUACGUAUUCCCCCCUGGCCUUUACGUUCUCGUUUCCCGUGGCGCAACGAUCUAUCAGGAGCGGGAUUCUGCAGCGCUGGACCAAGAAUUUCAAAGUAAACUCCCCGUGAAGGUAGUGGCCCUUGUCAAUGACACAACCGGCACACUCAUCGCCUCGCACUACCGAGACCCACAGGUCAAGAUCGGAGGCAUUUUCAGUACCGGGGUCAAUGCGGCAUAUAUGGAGGAUGUUAGGGAUGUGCCAAAGCUAAGGGAUUCCCGGCUACCGGAGGACGCAACCGUGGUCAUCAACACGGAGUAUGGCGCCUUUGAUAACGAGCGCCAGGUAUUACCGCUAACCCCACUCGACCACCAACUCGACCAGAAAUCUAUUCGGCCGGGGACGCAAAUCUACGAAAAGAUGAUCUCUGGGCUUUACAUUGGCGAGAUGCUACGGCUGAUUCUCGUGACCUUGCACGAGGAAGGGAAGCUCUUCCGAGGGCUGGAUAUUACACGUCUCCAAGAAGAGAAUGCGCUCGAAGCCUCAUUCUUAUCUGCUGCCGAGCUAGAUUUCUCGGAAGGGCUCCAAGACAUGAGGAUGGAAUUCGAAGAGUGUCUCAGUCUCUCCCCGGGAGUUCCCAGAUCUGAAAAUCUUCGCGCUGCCCGUUUAUAUGCCUGCGGAAUUGCCGCCAUUUGCAAGAAGAAAAGCUUCAAUCGUUGCCAUGUCGGCGUAGAUGGGUCUGUUUUCAAUAAAUACAGCGCCUUCAAGAGCCGAGCAGCCCAGGCAUUGCGAGAGAUCUUCGACUGGCCGCCGGGGGAAGUAGAUCUGAUCGUGCUGAAUGCCUCGGAGGAUGGAUCCGGGCUUGGGGCGGCAUUGGCUGCCGCUCUGGUGUUGGAGGGCGAGCAGGAAGCGAAGCCUGUCUAG
Messenger RNA from Penicillium chermesinum, 1338 nucleotides. RefSeq names its product putative hexokinase (gene hxkB). Gene Ontology annotation, molecular function: ATP binding; glucokinase activity; fructokinase activity. NCBI's taxonomy places the organism in Eukaryota, Fungi, Ascomycota, Eurotiomycetes, Eurotiales, Aspergillaceae. The transcript has 4 exons. The record is from RefSeq and is a predicted model, not a curated record. The coding region runs from base 1 to 1338 and encodes 445 amino acids. Gene Ontology annotation, cellular component: mitochondrion; cytosol. Gene Ontology annotation, biological process: glycolytic process; intracellular glucose homeostasis; glucose 6-phosphate metabolic process.